AUGGCCGUCUUGAGGACCCGGACACCGCCUCGCUCACCUCUUUCGCUCCGCCUGCUCAUGCUCACACCGCAAAAUGCUUCGACGAUCGACGCGAUCCCUUCCCUGACCGAGUUUGAUUGCUCCUACGCCCACUUCCGCCAGCACCAUCUCCUCCCGAACGAGCCCUGCCUCAUCUCACCUUCUCUCGUCGACGACUGGCAGAUCAAGCGGAGGGUCACUCGAGCGGACGGCGCGCUCGACUGGGACUAUCUGAAGGAGAACUUUGGGCUAUACGCGGCUGUCUGCGUGGACUGCGAAGGCCGAAGCGAGUGUGGAGAUGGCGACGAAGUGGAAGUCAGGACGUUUGGCGACUUGCUCGAGCUGUGGGAGCAGGGCAGAGGGCGGACAAAGUACCUCAAAGAUUGGCACCUACCUUUGCUCGUCUACCAUGAGGUGGAGCGGCUGGAGAAGGGUAAGGGAAAGGAGCGAGUGCGCGAGGAACUGUACGAGGUGCCGCAGCUUUGGCUCGAUGACUGGAUGAACGAGUGGGAAGGGAGCGAGGGCGACGAUGACUUUCGAUUCGUGUACGCUGGAGGAGGCGAUACUUUCACGCCCUUGCACCGCGACGUCUACUGCUCCUACUCAAUCAGCACCCAACUCUACGGCCGCAAGCGAUGGUACCUCUUUCCGCCGUCCUGCACACCGUACCUUCGCCCUCUCGUCGCCAAAGCCGAGCGGAACGACACGAGUGUCAAUUGCGACGAGUGGAAUGAGGAGCGGAAGAAGGAGUUCCGCGGGCGCGGGAUGCUGGUCGUCGAGCAGAAGGAGGGAGAGUCGAUCUUCAUUCCAUCCGGCUACUACCACUCUGUCCACAACCUGACCCACCCGACCCUCUCGCUCAACCACAACUGGCUCAACUCGCACAACCUUCCCGCCGUGUACCGCUCGCUGUUGGACGAGGUCGAGCGAUGCCGAGUUGCGAUCGAGGAUGUGAGGGAGAUGUUGAUUGAGCAGGCGAGGAGGAGGGGAGAAGGAGAGGAGGGGUGGAGGGAGGAGUGGGAGAAGGCGGUGGAUGAGCUGGUCGAGCGGAGUGAGGGGUGGAGUUGGCCCAAGUUCUGGCGCAUGACGCUCAACACGCUGCGCAACCUCGAAGUUCCGCUCACCAUCCUCCAAACACGCGCCGCCUCAUCGCGCUGGCCGCUAAUCCCGCCCGAUGCUCGUCCUCCUACCUCCUUCGUACUCGACCAGGUCCGCCCGCUCGUCCUCGACUUUCGACAAAACCACGAGGCAGAGUGGCGGUGGCUACCGGGGCUGGAGAAGGUUCUGGAGGGCGUCGAGAACGAGCUACAAAGGUUGGAAGGUGUCCUGGGAGUGGUGAAGACGAGCGACGGUGGGCACGGAGCUGGUUCAGCGAGCAUCAACAGCAUGUAG
Rhodotorula toruloides NP11 is the source of this 1410-nucleotide messenger RNA. Its product is annotated as jumonji domain containing protein. Gene Ontology annotation, cellular component: nucleus; cytoplasm. The record is from RefSeq and is a predicted model, not a curated record. The coding region runs from base 1 to 1410 and encodes 469 amino acids. Gene Ontology annotation, molecular function: histone H4R3 demethylase activity; sequence-specific DNA binding. Lineage: Eukaryota; Fungi; Basidiomycota; Microbotryomycetes; Sporidiobolales; Sporidiobolaceae. The transcript is spliced from 6 exons. Gene Ontology annotation, biological process: positive regulation of translational termination; negative regulation of gene expression; protein hydroxylation.